CGUAUCUUUCUUUGGAAUUCCUGAUUAUAGAUUCGAGUCGUGUGACCCUAGCGCUAUCUUCAAGGUUAGAGCCAUGGUUACCACAUCAAACCUGCGCGAAACAUGCGCGGAUGCAACUCUGUCUUCCCCAUCACACAAGGGUUGACAUCAACGGCAGGAAGAUCUUUCGAGAUUUUCUAACCAUCAUUUUGUUCUUCAUCACAGAGGUAGAGGGAUCUGCUACAAGUAAAUAAGAUAGUUUGUUUCAUCACUCAGCCCGAAUUGUAAUCAACAUGAAGGUCUCGGCUGGAAUCUUGGGACUUUUGUCCCUCCUUUCUUCAGCCCAUGGGUUUGCACCCAUUGCUGGCCAAGCAGCCAAGAAGAUGCAACCCUUGGCCAUGGCUUCCGAUGAUGAAGACGGUGUCAUUCUCAACCGGUGGAGUCGCCACUUGACCCAGCCCAAAUCCCAAGGAGCCUCCCAGGCCAUGAUGUACGCCACUGGCCUCACAGAAGAAGAUAUGAGCAAACCUCAGGUGGGUAUCUGUUCGGUUUGGUACGAAGGAAAUCCUUGCAAUAUGCACUUGUUGGAAUUGUCCGAGCACGUCAAGAAGGGAGUCCAAGCGCAAGAUUGUGUAGGAUACCGAUUCAACACCGUCGGUGUCUCGGAUGGAAUGAGCAUGGGAACCAGUGGAAUGAGAUAUUCUCUGCAAAGUCGUGAUCUUAUUGCCGAUAGUAUGGAAACCACCAUGGGAGGUCAAUGGUACGAUGGAUUGAUCGCCCUUCCCGGAUGCGACAAAAACAUGCCCGGGUGCAUCAUGGCCAUGGGACGCUUGAAUCGACCUGGAAUCAUGAUUUACGGUGGAACCAUUCGUGCGGGACGACAACCCUCCAACAAUGAACCCUUGGAUAUCGUCAGUGCCUUUCAAUCCUAUGGAGAAUACAUCUACGACAAAAUUUCCGAAGAGGAACGAAAGGAAAUUAUUCAACAUUCCUGUCCUGGUCAAGGAGCCUGUGGAGGCAUGUACACGGCCAAUACCAUGGCCACGGCGAUUGAAGCUCUGGGCAUGUCUUUGCCCUAUUCUUCCUCGUCUCCUGCUGAUUCAAAGGAAAAGAUUGAUGAAUGCGUCGACUCGGGAAAGGCCAUGCUCAAGUUGCUCGAGAUGGAUCUCAAACCAAGGGAUAUCAUGACCAAGGCAGCCUUUGAGAAUGCUAUUCGAAUGGUCAUGAUGACGGGAGGAUCCACCAAUGCCGUGUUGCACUUGAUCGCCAUGAGUCGAUCUUGUCAAGAUCCCAAUGUGGCCAUUAAUUUGGAUGACUUCCAGCGAAUCUCUGAUGUGACCCCAUUCUUGGCUGAUCUCAAGCCAUCUGGAAAGUUUGUCAUGGAAGAUGUUCAGAACAUUGGCGGAACACCGGGAAUGAUCAAAUUCUUGAUUGACAAUGACAUGUUUGACGGAGAUCAAAUGACAGUGACUGGAAAGACCCACAAUGAAAAUCUUCAGGACUUGAACCACCCAGGAUUGACUCCUGGACAAGAGAUUAUCCGUCCCUUGUCCGACCCAAUCAAGCCCACAGGACACUUGCAGAUCAUGUAUGGAAACUUGUGCCCCGGUGGCGGUGUGGCCAAGAUUACGGGAAAGGAGGGGGAGACCUUCACGGGAACCGCACGUGUGUACGACAAUGAACAAGAAAUGAUGAGGAAAGGUAUUGAAGAAAAGGAGAUCCAGGCAGGUGAUGUAGUUAUCAUCCGCUACGAGGGACCGAAGGGAGGACCCGGUCUUCCAGAAAUGCUUACUCCCACAAGUGCCAUUGUGGGCGCCGGUCUUGGAGAUAAGGUUGCGUUGCUGACGGAUGGUCGUUUCAGCGGUGGUAGCCAUGGGUUCUGCAUUGGUCACAUUACUCCAGAGGCACAGGUUGGUGGACCCAUCGCGUUGGUUCAAAAUGGAGAUCCAAUCCGAAUUGACGCACGAACAGAGGCACGAACAAUCGACCUGUUGAUUUCUGACGAAGAGUGGGAAAAGCGUCGCCAGGCAUGGUCUCCACCACCCCUGCGAACAACCCAGGGAACCCUUUUCAAGUACGUGCAGAAUGUUGCCACUGCAAGUGAAGGAUGCGUGACUGAUGAAGUGAAUAUCGACGGAGCAGCCGUCAUGGCGGCACCCAAAACACCCGCUGUGGCGGAGUUGGAGGCCAGGAUUGCUGAGCUCGAACAAUACGCCCCGUAGAUGUACAUGUACAUAGCAGAUCCCUUAGUGAGAACGAAAUAGUCUGGCUGAAUGUCUACUAGCACUCAAUGCCUAAGACUGUCUUUCUAGCUGUGCAUUUUUCCCGAAUGCUCAGAUAGCUGGCAGCUGCUAGGAAGGCGAGUCGAGUCUUCUUCCAAGAAACUUGAAUGACGAUUGAGAAUCUUAGCAGUAUUCCUAUAGCACGACAGUUACGGUAGCUAGCUAGCGAAGCCAUACAGUUCCAAACUUGCAGAAGACCCGAAAAGAAAUCCCAGACUCGACUCCUGCGUGUUGCAGAAACAGAACUAGUUUUUGCACCAGAUGCUUGGGUUUUCACGCAAGAGACCAAAGACAUUGCCCAAUUUCUUUGGAGCCCAUGAUGCGUUCCAAUCUCCUCGCAUUGCCUCCUUCAAUAGGCCGACGAGAACUUCUGCAGAGGUUGCCGCAUCCCGAGCCAAGCCCCGGCCAAGUUUGUUGAGACCACAAUAGUAGUUGAUUUGUACGCCAACUUCUUCAAUGGGUUCCAUCCGGUCCACGCCGGGUGCAAGUUGAGUCAAUUUCGUUGGACCCAGCAGGUCGCCUCCAAUGCGAGUCAAUGUUGCAUUCUCUGCCUUUACAUGGUUCAAAAUCUCCUGACGGUGAUUCUGUUCCACACAACCCUUGAUAUCAAUAUGUUGAAGAUGCACAGACUGCUUCAAUGCGACAAAUAUGAUGUCGAGGUCAGCACGAAAGCCGUUCAAAGUCAAACUCUCCAACCUGUUUCGCCCCAAGACUUUUACCACAGUCUUUGUGAUUGCGAUGCCCCCGACAGAAUCAGCCAUGCCAAGCACUGUUGCAAGGUACAAUGUCUUGAGGGUUGGAAUGGAGCCAAUGGCUGCAUACAGAGGAUUCCAAACCCAGAGGGGAACGGGCCGUGAGAGGGUAUAAUGCGAUUCUUGGCACUUGCGGCUCCAAAGCUCCAGCGAAAGGGUUUCCAACUGACGAGAACCCUGCAAUGCUUCUGUGAAAGUCUGCCAAGAGAAUUCUCCAUGUAGUUUCCAAUUGAUAUUGACGUCCAACUUGACAAGUUGUGGCAACAGUCUCGCCAUGGUCCUGCAAUGGUCCAAGUGGCUUGCAAAGUGGUAGGAUAACCCAUAGACCGGGAAUUUUGAAAGCUUUGGGCAGUUUGGAAUGAGGUAAUUCAAUAUAUCUUGUCGAGUGUAUUGAUAGUUUGAAGAUUCAAAGGCACUGUUCAGUACAUGUUCCUGGUCUUGCUGGGAUUGGAGGCCGCCGCAUUGAACGACGGCAUCCACCAGCGCCACGAUGUCCACCAAUGGUCGAUUAUUGCGACAAAGACUAACGAUUGAGUCAACAUUUACUGCCUCAGGGCUGGUCUCAGCUAAGAACGGAAUGAUUCCACUGGCAAGUAGAUCACCUAUGCGGCACGCUGUUUGGAGUGGGAGUCCUGCUGCCGUCCACGUAGUACUUGGGCUCCAUUUCAGCUUCGUGGCUUGUGGAAAUUUCUCGCAGAAGGAUUUGAUCACUUUCAACCUGGCACCGCCAAUGAUCAAAAAGGCGAGGGGAGUAAUUCUGUUGUGGAAUCUG
This is a messenger RNA of Seminavis robusta, 3785 nucleotides long. The record is from the annotation of a GenBank genome assembly. NCBI's taxonomy places the organism in Eukaryota, Bacillariophyta, Bacillariophyceae, Naviculales, Naviculaceae.